This is a messenger RNA of Penicillium verhagenii, 246 nucleotides long. RefSeq lists its product as uncharacterized. The transcript has a single exon. Bases 1 to 246 code for a protein of 81 amino acids. Lineage: Eukaryota; Fungi; Ascomycota; Eurotiomycetes; Eurotiales; Aspergillaceae. The record is from RefSeq and is a predicted model, not a curated record.
AUGGAAGAAGAAGAAGAGGAGGAUAGAAGAGGAGGAGGUGCACCUGUCCACCAGUUCCCAGUAGGAUUGGAGCAGUCACGAUCAGGGAAGCAGUGGAGUAGUGCUCUAGCUUCGGAUGAGAGUAUACUGUCCACAUCGGAUCCAAGGGGCGUAUCGCCGAGCAAGUCCGGCAAGGGUCUUUCCUCCGGCCUCUCUGUCUCUACCAUCUCGGUAUUGAGAGACUGUAGCAGCUGGUCAAGGGCUUGA